This is a messenger RNA of Athalia rosae (coleseed sawfly), 4926 nucleotides long. It is a transcript of the gene Oseg6, whose product is annotated as WD repeat-containing protein 19. NCBI's taxonomy places the organism in Eukaryota, Metazoa, Arthropoda, Insecta, Hymenoptera, Athaliidae. Gene Ontology annotation, biological process: intraciliary retrograde transport; cilium assembly. The coding region runs from base 181 to 4281 and encodes 1366 amino acids. Gene Ontology annotation, cellular component: cilium; intraciliary transport particle A. The transcript is spliced from 19 exons. The record is from RefSeq and is a predicted model, not a curated record. Gene Ontology annotation, molecular function: protein binding.
GGCGGCAACGCGAACUGGUAGGGGAGAGUAAACAACAUGGUGAUCGAAGUGAGAUUCGGUUUGAAAAUGUGGCAAUUAAAUCGAUACGUUAGGAGUGCAGUGGGUUGACCACAUCAAAAAUAAUAAUUAUUGUUAGCUGUCGUAUUCAGUUGAAACGGUAUUGUCUAAUAAUCCUUAAUUAUGACUUCAGAUAAGGUUUUAUAUCGACUUGACCAACCACAUGGUCCUGGUAAUGUAUACAUAUCUUGGCGUCCUGGCAACGGAACAUAUCUUGCCACAACAGGAUGCGAUUCUGCAGUAUUGAUCUUCAAUCGUCAAGGAGAAAUACAGGAGCGUAUUCGUUUAGCUGGGCUAUGUUCGGGUAUUGGUUGGGACACGGACGGCGACCUGUUGGCUGCCAUUUCAAUUGGAUCUUCUGCAAUUAUUUUGUGGGAUGCAACGACUGGCAAAAAAUCACAAAUAGAUGCUGGACUCAAAGACAGUUUAACUUGCAUGGCUUGGGCCAAAAAAAGCUGCACACUAGCAGUCGGUACACAAAAAGGAAACCUAGCUCUCUACGACCACGUGAAUGCUAAACGUAUCCCCAUCUUAGGUAAACAUAAGAAAAAAAUUGUUUGCGGAGCAUGGUCGACAGAAGGGCUCCUUGCUUUGGCAAGUGAGGAUAAAGUCCUCACUAUUAGUACAAGUGAAGGUGACACACGCAGAGAAAUAACGUUGCAAGGGGAUCCUUCUGAUCUUCAGUUCAGUGAAAUGAAAAUGGACCAGAGAUAUGGAGGGGAAAAUACAGUAUCGCUGGUCGUUGGUAGAACAACAUUAUUCCUUUACAACGUCUUGGAUCCUGAUAAUCCCAUUGAAUUAGCCUUCCAAAAGAGAUAUGGCCAAAUCAUUACUUACAAAUGGUAUGGCGAUGGUUACAUACUGGUGGGCUUUGAGGCUGGCUAUUUCAUAGCUAUAUCGACUCACAUAAAAGAAGUUGGCCAAGAAUUAUUUCAAGUUAAAAAUCACAGAGAUUCAUUGAAUGAUAUCGCACUAAGCCGUGUGGCUGGCAAAAUCGUAACUUGCGGAGAUAACACUUUGAAAGUUCACAGUAUACAAAAUCUAGAGGAGACCAACAGAGUCAUCACUUUGACAGGCGAAACUGGCGUUAAUAAAGUUGAAUGGUCAUCAGAUGGUAAUAUGUUAGCUGCAGCAACAUACAGCGGAAAUAUAUUGAUUUAUUUAUUGCAAUUACCAAAGUUAACCAGUGUAUGUGGGAAUAGAAUUGCCAUUCUAACAAGCCUAACCGAAGUAAUCGUGUACUUGUAUACACUCGACAAGAAUAAACCUACACCACAGACAAUCGACACCGUAAUAGAGCCAUCUGUGAUGGCAGUUGGCCCUUUACAUUUGGCAGUGGCAUUAAACAACAGAGUAUUAUUUUGGGACUUGAUUAAAUUUAAUCAUGAUCACCCUGUACAUUUUGAACGGGAUUACUUGGGGACGGUCGAAAGCAUAUGCCUCAAUCAAACAUUCGUUUCUGUGUUGUUUGACGGAAAGCUUCAGUUACACACCAUAGAAACAGAUCAAGACCCAUCAAGCGAUGGAAGCGAGUCAAAAAUAUUUCCUCAACCAAAUGCUUUAGAUACUAAAAUAACUUGUCAUAUUUUGUCGCCCGACUUUUUGGUUUAUGGAAAUGACAUGGGUCACAUACUGUAUUUCAACUUGGAAGCAUUUGAACAAUCCACAGAACUGACUCACAGCAAUGGAAUAAAGCGGAUUUAUUUAGAUGCAAAUGGAACACAGCUGUGCUUCAUAGAUGAUAAAUCUGAUACGUACAUUUUUGAUCCGAUAAAUGAGAAUACCAUACAGAUAGUCGAUUGUCCCAAUUCAAUUGAAGGUGUUAUUUGGGAUCAAAACAUAUUUGAUCGUGGUGUGUUUGCGGUAUAUAAUCAAAACGUCAUCGUUACGUUUGUUUAUGUAAAAUAUUGCAUAGAAGGGCCCAAAGUCAACAAGAUCUCCGUGACCAAAUUACCCACAGAAACUGUACCGUUGCUCAUGUACUCCGGAGAAGUAACUCUAAGUACAGCAGGUAGUCGUCUGACUCAACUUACAUUGUCGUCGCAUGAGCAUAUCGGUAAUGUGACUGAUCCAAAAAAGAUGGGAGAAAUCCUCGACAAUUACGUUGCGUGUAGAAGAUUUACACAUGCUUGGGAGGCAUGUACGAAACUGAAUGAUUUAGAGAGUUGGCAAUUGUUGGGGAGAAGUGCGAUGGCCAAUUUGAAUGUAGAAUUUGCACUACGAGUAUAUCGGCACAUAGAAGAUGUGUCAACUGUCUGGUCUCUGCUAAAGCUAGAAAACAUAGAUGAGUUAGCUUUAUUAUGUGGGCAUAUAUCAACUUUACUAGGUGAUUAUAACCAAGCUGAAAAGUUUUUCCUACGCUCGUCCCAACCCGUGGAAGCCCUCAACUUGAGAAGAGACUUGAUGCAAUGGGAACAAGCUCUGAAUUUAGCACAAAAAUUAAAACCGGAAGAAGUUCCAUUCAUUGCCAGAGAGUACGCCCAACAAUUAGAAUUCACAGGCAAUUAUCCAAAAGCUCUAGCCAACUACGAGCGUGGAUUAGUCGACAGCGGUAUACAGUCAAACCCCGUGGUUCAACAUAUCAAUCAUAAGAGUAUAUGUCUUGCUGGAAUUGCAAGAAUGUCUAUAAGGUGUGGGGACAGUAGAAAAGGCGUUGGAAUAGCCAUGGAUGUGGAGAGUGCGAGAUCCCUCAGAAGAGAAUGCGCAGAGAUUUUAGAGAUAAUGAAGCAAUUCAGCGAAGCUGCACUCUUAUAUGAGAAAGCUGAAUAUUUUGACAAAGCUGCUUCGGCGUACAUAAAGUUAAAGAAUUGGCACAAAGUUGGACAACUUUUGCCGCAAAUAACAUCUCCAAAAAUUCAUAUUCAAUUUGCUAAGGCCAAAGAAAGUGAAGGGAAAUUCGAAGAAGCUGCUCAGGCAUACGAGACUGCGAAAGAUUACGAUAACAUAAUCAGGAUAAACCUGGAAUAUUUGAAUAAUCCUGCAAGGAGUGUGGAGGUUGUGCAACAAACGAAAAGCAUCGAAGGUGCUAAAAUGGUUGCCACAUUUUUCCAGAAAAUGAACGAUUACAAUUCUGCCAUUAAGUUUUUGAUUCUAUCCAAUUGUCAUGACGAGGCCUUUCAGUUAGCGAAUCAACUCGGCAAAAUGGAACUUUACGGAGAUAUCUUAGUUAACACCCUCGAUCACGAUAACGUUAGAAUAGAAGACUUCAAAAGCCUUGCCAUUUAUUUCGAAUCACAAAGGAACAGUUUAUUAACUGGAAAGUAUUAUUUUCAUGCAAGGGAUUACCAGAAGGCUCUGAAGCACUUGCUUAAAGCUGCUCAACUCGUCGCGGAUGACGAUGCGGCACUUGCGUUAGCAAUAGAUACCGUAGCGUCAUCCAGGGAUGAAAAAUUAGCGAAUCAACUGAUAGAUUUUCUGUUAGGCAGCGAUGGAUUGCCCAAGGAUCCAAAAUAUCUUUUCCGCCUGUACAUGGCUAAAAAACAAUACAAAGAAGCUGCCAAAACUGCUAUCAUCAUUGCUAACGAGGAACAAAUCAAUGGGAACUACAGAAACGCGCACGAUGUGCUUUUCGGUAUGUACCAAGAACUGAAAAGAAACAAAAUCAACAUACCUUUGGAAAUGCAGACUAAUCUGAGGCUCUUACAUUCGUACAUACUGGUACGGCUGCAUGUGAAGAGAAACGAUCAUUUACGUGGGGCUCGGAUGUUGAUAAGGGUAGCAAACAAUAUCUCGAAAUUUCCAUCGCAUAUCGUUCCAAUAUUAACAUCGACGGUAAUAGAAUGCCAUAGAGCCGGACUGAAGCAUGCAGCGUUCAACUUUGCUGCGAUGCUUAUGCGGCCUGAAUACCGAACGCAAAUCGAUGCCAAAUAUAGCAAAAAAAUUGAAGCGAUUGUUAGGAAAGCUCCAAAGACAAAGGAUCCUGAAGCUGAGAACGAGCCAUUAACACCUUGUCCUUAUUGCAAAAAUAAAUUACCUGAGACGGAAGUCAUGUGUGACAAAUGCAAGAACACCAUACCUUUUUGCAUUGCUACGGGUCGUCAUAUUCUUGAAGAUGACUUUACAGUUUGUCCGCGAUGUGAGUUUCCCGCAAUCGCAACUGAGUUCCUGCGAAUCAUCGAAAGUGAAGAAGUUUGUCCAAUGUGUACGGAACAUGUGGAUCCAAAUAUGGUGUCAUCGAGCAUCAACAUUCAUUCAUUCCUCGAUGCACAAGAUACCGAUGUUUAAAAGAUUUAGAGUUUUUUUCAAACAAAGUGCGCUCACAUCUGGAAUAACUGUGCGAAUUGUUGUCAUAGCUCACUAUUUUUCCAUGAAUCAUACCUUAGUCUUAGACCGAACAGUUAGUACAGUGUAGGGAGUACAAUCUGUGGCAUAUACGGUUUAGAUAUUCUGAACAGAUGCUGAUCUAUCGAAUCAAAGAUGAUACAUAGUAAUAAUUAUUGAAUUCCACUCAAUCCUUCCUUUGGUAAUUUUUGAUAACGAAAACCUGAUAUAUUCAGCCAUCGAGCAGAAGAAUCGUGUCAUUCAAUCGUCAGGGGUUUAUACUUGGUGACUCUCAGAAAACUUUGCUCAAUUCUCAUGAUGAGUAUCUCCGAGGAGGAUACCUUGACAAUUAAAGUUGAAAUGCAAAGAUCAGUUUACCUAUAACAUAUUGUAAAAAAUUAGGCGAGCACGUUUGACGUUAGGUAUAGCUGAAUUUGUUGAUUGAAUUAAGUGAUUUGUCGAAUUAAUCAAGUUGCCGCUAGUUCAGUACUUAGAAUAGCUAAUAAAUUUGAUUAUCUCGAUUACUUUCGGUUGUAAUUCAAUUUCAGAGUGUCAGAAUGAUGUUUUGAUGUUGAAAAAAUACAGAAGAAUACUACACAGUUCAAUUUU